CAUCCCCGUCGCACUUACCCAUAUACCAGGCUGUUCUACCCGCCGUCCACUCGUUGAUCUUGUGGGCUAGCCCUCCCUACGACCCACUCUUUUCGUGUCGAUAUCUUUAUUUCUCCUACAUAUUUUUGCGAUCGUUGCGUUCGCCCAAUGUUUUUCAAGACAAGAUAUUUUCUGGACUUUUUUCAGCUCUUCGCCUUCCUCCACGUUUUGUUGCCUGGCAUCUCGGCGAAGGGGAUUACAGACCUCCCACUUUGUUCCCUCAGUUGCGUAACUCGGGAAGCUGUAGACCUUCGAUGUUUAUUAACUGAUACAAGCUGUCUUUGCUCUAAACCCACGUUUAUAACUGGCACUAUCACUUGCGCCCAAUCUCGCUGCAAACGCCCAGAUUUGAGCACGGCCAAUGGAGUCUUGGCAGAGAUGUGUGCUGCAGUCUCUAUCUCUUCUUCAUCCUCGUCGUCGUCCACCUUAUCAUCAAGCACGACAUCGGAGUCGAAGUCGACGUUGACUUCCACAUCAUCCCCAUCGUCUACGCUUACGCCACCUCCUAGGGCUUCUACUACCGGGAGCCUCGACUCUGAGCCAAGUACAACGGUUGUCAUCGCGACCGUCUUCGACCCGCCCUCGUCACUCGGAAUUAGAACGCGUGGUAAUCUAUGGGGAGGACUAGGGCCAGCAGUAACUGUGGCGCUCGGGCUCGGUUUGAAGAUGUGGAUUUGAGGGAAAUGACCGCAUAAAGUUUAGGUGGAAUAGUCCGCGAGCGAUUUGUUGCUCGAGUUCCUAUGGAACUUUCCCGGUCGUGUCCACAAAAUUUCACAGUAUACCCACAACAUGGCACAGCUUAAAUUUAACGAUAUUUGUAGAACGAGUUCAAGUACGCCAACAUUUGCA
Molecule: messenger RNA, 888 nt
Organism: Laccaria bicolor S238N-H82
Lineage: Eukaryota; Fungi; Basidiomycota; Agaricomycetes; Agaricales; Hydnangiaceae
Exons: 3
Coding region: 148-717 (189 amino acids)
Source: RefSeq, a predicted model, not a curated record